AUGGCUUGGCUCCUCCUUCCCUUGCUGUGGCUUUCGGCCGCGGACGCGAAGGGACCGCCCUUGCUGAUUGGUGGCGUGGAAUUCUCGCACGAGGAUGAUAUUGACAACAUGGAAAAAUUGUCCAACCUCUUUGGUCAGGUCUUCUACACACACAUCUUAUCCCCCGAGAACGCCGCGGCAGCUUCUAGCUGGCAAUCCCUGGAGAGCGACGUCUGGCAGAUGGCACGAAUGGCCUUGGAAGUGCCAGCGCUGGCACUACCUGUGGCCAUGUGUUUGUACAACUUCUUCUGGUGGGAAGGGCCGCAAAACAACGAACCAAACCUGCGAGCUGGCUAUGAGGCCUCGGAGUUGAUGUACCUUGCAGUGAAACAUGCAGGUUGCGAUGGUCCAAAGAUGGAGAUGAUCCACUUUUACCUCCAGCAGUGCCACCUGCGCUGGCGCUAUCUGCUCCUGCUGACCGCUGAGACCAGUCGCUACCUGCUGCAGCAGCGUAGCCUGGUGCCCGGGACGCGGCUCAUGAGCCAAGCCCGAGCUUAUCUGCGUGAAAUGAAGGAGUUGCCAAACGUUGAGCUGCUACAAGGUUUUAGCACUCACGAGGUGAGUUUCAACAUGGAUUACUAUCCCAGUGCGACCCUGAUCCACGGCCCGGUGUGGAAGAAUCCUCUGCAGCUCCUGCCCGUGGCCAGCGUGUUGGAAGAGAAUUACCCUGUGAUCCGAGAGGAGCUCGAAGCGAUUUUGAAGGCCGGAACCACCUUUGAAGAUUUGGACUCCAGCACUCGCAAUGCCGAGACGCAGUUUGGCCCCCGGGGUGACGAUUGGCUCACGGCCUAUCUCUUUCGCAAGGGCGAAGCCAUCCCGGAGGUCUGCGCCCAUGCGCCGCGGACCUGUGAGAUUUUGCGGAAGCGACCAGAGAUUGGCAACUGCAAGCAAGCUGCGUCCGGUGCGGGGUUUCUGCGGAUGCGUCCUGGAGGACGACUGAAGCCGCACUUUGGCAAUGCUCCACGUUUGAGUGUUCACUUGGGCUUGAUCAUUCCCGAUGGCGAGAUCACAAUGUCGGUGGGCUAUGAGGUGCUGAGGUGGGAAGAAGGAAAAGUCAUCGCUUUUGAUGAUACCUUCAUCCAUCAGGUGGUACACAACGGUGUGGAACCGAGGUAUGUCAUGAAUCUCUGGAUGUGUCAUCCCUGCGACCCCGACGGCAAGGACUCCGGGGCACCGCUGCCAGAGUACUGCAAUGGUCCUCCUGGUGCGAUGCUGCGCUUAGGCCUAGAACCCUUGGCCAAAUGAUGAGACGUUGGGUGAACCUUGGUGAACCUUGAGUUGGAAGCCGCUUGGCGGCUUGCUACACUUGCUACAUCACCUUUUGGUUUAUGUUGGCUUAAAA
This is a messenger RNA of Cladocopium goreaui, 1381 nucleotides long. The record is from the annotation of a GenBank genome assembly. NCBI's taxonomy places the organism in Eukaryota, Dinophyceae, Suessiales, Symbiodiniaceae.